Capronia coronata CBS 617.96 is the source of this 1047-nucleotide messenger RNA. RefSeq lists its product as uncharacterized. Gene Ontology annotation, molecular function: zinc ion binding; (R,R)-butanediol dehydrogenase activity. Gene Ontology annotation, cellular component: cytoplasm. NCBI's taxonomy places the organism in Eukaryota, Fungi, Ascomycota, Eurotiomycetes, Chaetothyriales, Herpotrichiellaceae. The transcript is spliced from 4 exons. Gene Ontology annotation, biological process: butanediol biosynthetic process. The record is from RefSeq and is a predicted model, not a curated record. Bases 1 to 1047 code for a protein of 348 amino acids.
AUGCGUGCCCUCAGAUACCACGGGGUGAAGGACCUCCGUGUCGACUAUGACAUCCCAGAGCCGACAUGCGGCGAGCAUCAGAUCAAGAUCAAGCUACAUGAAUACUCCUCUCCAACAUUCAUCCCGUUGAAGGACUCUCCUCACCCCGUGACCAAGGAGUCCAUGCCAGUCACCAUCGGGCAUGAGUUCAGCGGCGAGGUUGUCGAAAUCGGCUCCAAGGCCAAGAACCCCUCGGGUCUCAAGGUCGGAGACAAAGUGGCGGCGCAGCCCACCGUAUGCUGUCACAGCUGUGGGCCAUGCAAAGAAGGCUACAUCAACUGCUGCGACCACGCCGGGUUUGUAGGCCUGAGCGGCGGCGGCGGCGGCAUGUCAGACUAUGUGUGCAUCGAUGAGCAAUUCGUCUACAAGCUGCCGGACAAUGUCCCCCUCGACAUUGGCGCCCUGGUCGAACCACUCGCCGUGGCGUGGCACGGAGUCAAUCAAUCGCCUCUCAAGGAAGGCCAAUCUGCGCUGGUCAUGGGAGCAGGCCCGAUCGGGUUGGGCGUGAUUCAAUGCUUGAAAGCCCGUGGCGCAAAGGACAUCAUCGUCGUGGAACUCGCAAAGGAGAGACAGAACUUUGCGCAGCAAUUCGGGGCAACUCAUAUCAUAGAUCCCAGAUACGAAGAUGUCGUGAAGCGCUGCAAGGAAAUCUGUGACGGUCAAGGUCCGCAUGUCGCUUUGGACGCGGCGGGCGUGGCUGCAACUCUGAAGUCUGCAGCUUUGGCUGUGAGGGCUAGAGGGACGAUAGUCAACCUGGCCAUUUGGGAGAAAGAGGUGCCCUUCCAGCCCAACACUCUGGUGUUUGGAGAAAAGAAAUAUCUCGGAGUCCUGGGCUAUGUCAAUGAAGACUUCGAAGGUGUCAUCAAAGCACUCGGCGAGAAGCGCCUGCAGCCGGAGAAGAUGAUCACGCGGAAGAUCCAUAUCGAUCGCGUCGCUGAGGAUGGGUUCCGCGCCUUGAUCGAGGAGAAGGACAAGCAGGUCAAGAUCCUGGUCGAUUGCAGAGCCUGA